AUGAGCCCGAGUGUCCCAGGCCAAGGGCUGACCAAGGGAGGGAGACAACCCAGUGAGAGGGACCACCCCGAGAGAGCCGACCUGGAAAGAGCUGAUCCAGAGCAAGAAGGGGUCUGGAACAAAAAGACUGAAGAUACUCAUCCUGAAGCUGCAAAGGAAGAGAACGCAGAGUAUGUAGACAAGGGUGAUGUGCUGCCCAGUCCCAGAAACCUAAACCAAGAGCCCUCAGUACCAGACGCCGAGCACAGGGACGAGCCCCAGACCACUAGAAAACAAAGAAGUGGCAGCGAGCACCAAAUGAAAAAUAGCCUAAAAAGCAUCAAUUUCCUUUCGCUGCACAAUAAAGCAGGUUUGGCUUCUGCUAACCAUGAUGGCGACUCUGGAAGCAGUGGCAGAGAAGAGUCCAGCUCUGAGCAUCACCAGUUAAGGAGGCAUGAGAAACACGGCAAUGUGGCCAGUCGACAUGUUCUGGGCAAUGCAGGAAAUCCACUGGAUGCUCUCAGUCUUGAUCGUGAGCAUAACACAUGGAAAUAUAAUAAAAACACAGUUGGCCUAUCUGAAGACAACCAUGAAAGUGAUGAAGAAGAAGAUCUGGAAGAAGAGAAUGAAGAAUGGGGUGAAGAAACUGAUUACAGAGAGAUGAAGCACAAAGGCCACUGGAUAAAUCAAGGUUACCCAUAUGAAAGACAGCAAAAUGAAAACAGGAUGCAAGCUGAUGGAAUCCCGAGAGAUUCCAGCCAACCAAUCCGGAUAACCAAGAGACAUGGUGAGAAAUUUGACCUAGAAGAAGAGAAGAAGGACAGCCAGAAGAAGCACCGUAACAAAGAUCAGGAUGACAAAGAGCAAAGCCAAGAAAGGACAGACAAUAUUCAAGAAAACUAUCAGAGUGACCAUGACACAGUGGUGAAAAGACAAGAUGUGGAGGACAGUAGGGUUGAUGAUGGUCACGAGAGCGGUGAUGUUAAUGGUGAGGAAGAUCUCAGCAACUCCCAGAAAGAAGCAGACUAUGAGGAAGAGGAGAGAAGCCAGAGCAAUGACCAGGAGAGCACCAGCACUGAGCAGGAAGGGGAGGGAACCACCGAAGAUGACACUGCAGUUCACAGAGACACCCAGGAUUAUCAAUAUGUCAAGAUUAAAGACGUUAUUCACUUUGAACAAGACGAUUAUGAUCAUGAGCCACCUAAUUCUGACAGCGAGCAACAACUGGAAACAAGAAGCUCUGUUCAGAGCAUGGUUUCAAUGGAACAGGAAGAUAAGGUUAAGACUACAGGUGGUUCCCAUGGCGAGAUGGAAAGCAGAGGCAACAGGAGCGAGAAGGCUGUCCUGGAUCCAUGCAGGAACUUCCACUGUAAAAGAGGUAAAGUCUGCCACGUGGACAAACACGGUAAACCCAGCUGUAUUUGCCAAGACCCCUCUGCUUGCCCUGCCACCAAAGACUAUGAGCAUGUUUGCGGUACAGAUAAUAAGACUUAUGAUGGCACAUGUCAACUCUUUGGCACCAAAUGUCAACUGGAAGGGACAAAAAUGGGACGCCAGCUGCACCUAGACUAUAUGGGCUCCUGCAAAUACAUCCCCCACUGUACUGAUUACGAAGUGGAUCAGUUCCCCCUCCGGAUGCGAGACUGGCUCAAAAACAUCCUUAUGCAAUAUUACGAACGUGAUCUGGAUACUGCUGGAUUUCUAACGGAGAAGCAAAGGAGUAAGGUGAAAAAAAUCUACCAGAAUGACAAGCGCCUCGGGGCUGGUGACCACCCAGUGGAGCUGCUCCUGCAUGACUUUGAGAAAAACUACCACAUGUACGUGUAUCCUGUGCACUGGCAGUUCCAUCAGCUUGAUCAGCACCCUGUUGACAGGUUAUUAUCACACUCAGAGCUAGCACCUUUGCGAGCCUCCCUGGUUCCCAUGGAACACUGCAUAACCCGGUUCUUCCAAGAGUGCGACGGAGACCGAGACAAACUCAUUGCUUUGAAGGAAUGGUGCCACUGCUUUGGGAUUAAAGAAGAAGACAUAAAUGAAAAUCUCCUGUUCUGA
Pterocles gutturalis (yellow-throated sandgrouse) is the source of this 2031-nucleotide messenger RNA. Its product is annotated as SPARC-like protein 1. Lineage: Eukaryota; Metazoa; Chordata; Aves; Pterocliformes; Pteroclidae. The transcript is spliced from 9 exons. The coding region runs from base 1 to 2031 and encodes 676 amino acids. The record is from RefSeq and is a predicted model, not a curated record. Gene Ontology annotation, biological process: anatomical structure development. Gene Ontology annotation, molecular function: extracellular matrix binding; collagen binding; calcium ion binding.